Messenger RNA from Periophthalmus magnuspinnatus, 956 nucleotides. It is a transcript of the gene exosc8, whose product is annotated as exosome component 8. Gene Ontology annotation, biological process: TRAMP-dependent tRNA surveillance pathway; nuclear polyadenylation-dependent rRNA catabolic process; U4 snRNA 3'-end processing. The transcript has 11 exons. Gene Ontology annotation, cellular component: nuclear exosome (RNase complex); cytoplasmic exosome (RNase complex). NCBI's taxonomy places the organism in Eukaryota, Metazoa, Chordata, Actinopteri, Gobiiformes, Gobiidae. The record is from RefSeq and is a predicted model, not a curated record. Bases 33 to 866 code for a protein of 277 amino acids.
AAGCGCGCGUUCACGUGUUCAACCAAAACAUCAUGGCGGCUGGAUUCAAAACUGCAGAACCACUGGAAUAUCACAGGAGCUUUUUGAAAGAACAGUGUCGGUCUGAUGGACGUGACCUCUCCGAGUUCCGAGUUACCACAUUGAACAUCGGGUCUAUAUCCACUGCGGAUGGAUCUGCUUUGGUGAAACUUGGGAACACCACUGUCAUAUGUGGCAUUAAAGCGGAACUAUCAAACCCCACAGCUGAAGUGCCAGGUAAAGGUUACAUGGUACCAAAUGUGGACCUCCCUCCAUUAUGCUCCUCUCGAUUUCGUCCGGGCCCUCCAGGAGAGCAAGCUCAGGCUGCCAGCCAGUUUAUUGCAGAUGUAAUAGAAAGUUCUGAAAUUAUAAAUACAGAGGAAUUGUGCAUUGAAAGGGGAAAGCUGUGCUGGGUGCUCUAUUGUGACUUGAUGUGUCUCAACUAUGACGGAAAUGUCCUGGACGCCUGCAUAAUUGCACUCUUGGCAGCUUUAAAGAAUACACAACUACCAGAUGUCACCAUAAGCACUGACACUUGUUUGCCUGAAGUCAGUCUAGAGAAAAAACAUGACCUGCAGAUUCACCGACAUCCAGUGAGCUCAUCUUUUGGGGUGUUUGACAAAUCUAUAAUGAUUGUAGAUCCAACUGCAGAAGAAGAAAGCCUGUUGACAGCACAGCUCACUGUAGUGACAGAUGAACAUGAGCGGCUCUGCUCAGUGCACAAACCAGGCGGUUCAUCGUUAUCUGGAGAGAAGUUGCAGGAGUGCAUAACCCGUGCAGUGGUUCGACAGAGAGAAAUACAGAAGCUUAUUGACAAAGUCCUACAGAGUGUGAAGAUGCCACAAUGAAGAGUCUCAGACAAAACACAUUUUAUCUAAAAGCUGUAUUUUCCACUGUCAAUAUAUAUUCUUUUUAAUAACAAUAAAACUGCUGACAAA